Messenger RNA from Xenopus laevis (African clawed frog), 4997 nucleotides. RefSeq names its product kinectin (gene ktn1.S). The coding region runs from base 204 to 4388 and encodes 1394 amino acids. The record is from RefSeq and is a predicted model, not a curated record. The transcript is spliced from 46 exons. NCBI's taxonomy places the organism in Eukaryota, Metazoa, Chordata, Amphibia, Anura, Pipidae.
CGUCACUGACGUGCUUCUGACUCCCAGCUGGUCCCUCCCUCCGCCUCUCCUCGUCCCUCCUCCUCCAGGGUCAGGGAUCUGAAUGAGAAGAGGGGGGACCGGCUGCACAGGCAGAGCGUAGCGGCCCGAGGGAAAGUGAUCCAAGGCGGUGUAUAGAGAUACAGAACCCACAAUAAUACAAGAGAACUUUUAAAGAAAGCACAAUGGAGUUUUAUGAAUCCACAUAUUUUAUUGUCCUGGUACCGUCUGUGGUCAUCAUGGUCAUCUUUCUCUUCUUCUGGCUUUUCAUGAAAGAGACUUCUUAUGAUGAGGUCCUUGCAAAGCAGAAAAAAGACCAGAAGCCCCCUCCUGCCAAGAUAGAAAAAAAGAAAACCGACAAAAAAAAGAACAAGAAGAAAGAAGCUCAGAAUGGCAACCUGCAUGAAUCAGACUCUGAAACAGCCAUGCGCGAUUUUGAAUUGGUGGACGCGCUCUCCAGCGAGGAAGAACAUGUUGUCCCCACCCCUGUUGUUUCGGCAGAGCCAAUUGGAAAUAUAAAAGAACGGAAGAAAAAGGACAAGAAACCGUCAAAACCAGUUGAGGAACAAGUCAACAAAGAAAUCAAUGGAACAAAAUUACCAAGUAAGAAACCGGAACCUGUUCCAGUUACCAAACAAUCAACGCCACCACCUCCAGAUACCGGAGCAGCUAAGAAGAAAGCAGGACAGAAGAAGCAAAAGAAUGGAAGAGAUGAUUCACCACUGAGUCCUGAGACAAAGAAUGAACAGGUUGUCCCCUCUUCUAAAAAACAAGAGCCCCUUAGCCCACCAGUGGAGGUGAAGCCACAAGAGAGCGGGGCAGGAGGGAAGAAGAAAACGAACGUUAAAAAGCAAAAAAUAGAAAAUGUUUCAGGCCUAGUGGAUGAGCCAUUAAUUCAGCCCACUGUUUAUAUCCCAUUAAUGGACAACUCGGAAUUGAAUGUGGUUGAAAAGAAAGAGACGGCCAACUUGGAGAAAUCGGAGUUGCCGGAGAAUCCCCCAAAAAGCAGUGGCAAGAAGAUGAAGACAGUUACAGAUAAAGAAAAUGCUGAAGUGAAGUUUAAGGAUUUUAUUGUGAGCCUGAGAAGCAUGGUGUUUACAGAAGAAGAAGCACUGUCUCUGGUGGAUGUGCUCAAGGCUAAAUCAAACGCUGUACAAGAAAUUAUACACAAGGCCAACAGGGGAGAUGCAGCGGCUGCCCUUCAGCUGCAGGAAAAGGAAAAACAGUUAAUUGCUGCCAAAGACGAAGCAUCAGUAGUGAAGGAACAGUGCAAGCAGCUCACUCAGGAGCUUGUAGCAGAAAAGCAAAAGUUGAACUUGGUUGAAGCAAAGGCAAGGGAGCGGAUAACUCUGCUGGAGAAAGAGCACGGGGUUUAUCAGAGCAAGAUGCACGGCAGCUACCAAGAGGCACAGCAAAUGCAACUGAAGUUUCAGCAGGUUCGGGAGCAGUUGGAUAACCAGAUUUCGCACCUCAAACAGGAAAACAGUAUCCUGAGAGAUGCCGUCAGCUCGGCCACCAAUCAGAUGGAGAGCAAGCAAUCCAGUGAUCUUAACAAACUUCGCCAGGAUUAUACCAGACUGAUGAACGAGCUCACGGAAAAGAAUAACAGGGUGGCGCAGGAGGAGCUGCAGAAGAAGAACUCGGAACAAGCUGCGGUACAACUAAAGGCCCAGAUGCAAGAGGCUGAGCGGAGCUGGAAAGAAAUGGAAAAGUAUCUGCGAGCAAGAAUUACGGAGUUUGAAGUAGCACAGCAAGAUUUGCAAGGAAAGCUGAUCACCAAGGAUAGUGAGGUUCAGAGCCUACACAGCAAGCUUACAGACACUAUGGUCUCCAAACAACAGCUGGAACAGAAAAUCAUGCAACUCAUGGAUGCUGGUCAAGGAGACAGUCUGCAGGUGCAGGAUCUGGUGAAACAAAAUGAAGCGCUGAAUGCCCAGGUUCAGAAAUUCCACACACAGAUUACAGCUCAGUCCUCUGUCAUUGUUGAAGGACUGCAAAAAACGAUUGCAGAGAAGGACAUGGAAAUUAAGCAGAUGGCAGUGGAACAUGCUCAAUUUGCAAACAGUGGAGAAGAGCUGAAGGAGCUGCUGAAAGAAAGAAAGAAAUAUCAUACACAAAUUGCAGCACAGUCUACAGCUCUGGCUGUUGUAGAAGAACUUCAGAGAACGGUUGUUGAGAAGGAGAAGGAGAUCAAACAAAUGCACGAUUCUCUUACUCAUGAACAUGUCAAUUUCACCAACAGUAAAGAAGAGCUGAAGAUGGUACAAAGAGACAACGCAGCAAUAAAAUCAGAGUUGCAGUCUCUUCACGCUUUAAAGGAUGAAACGGUUAUCCUAAACCAUGCGCUGGAACAGAUGCAACGAAGUGUCAUGGAGAAGGAUGAGCAAAUAAGAAUACUGGAUGAAAGACUGAAGGCUGAGCUUGCAAAGGUGUCAAGCAACAUAGAGGAUUUUAAGGCAAAUAAGGAUACAUUGGGACAGCUGGAGAAAAGUUCACAAGAGAAAGAUGAGAAAAUCAAAACGGUAGAGGAACUUCUGGAGACUGGGCUCAUACAGUUGGCCAACAAAGAAGAAGAGCUGAGGACAAUGAGGAAUGAAAAUGAAUCCAUGCGGUCAGGCUUGAAAACCCUACAGGAACAGCAAACUGCACAGAUAUCACUCACUUCUGUUUUGGAAGAACUUAAAAAUCAGAUCCAUGAGAAGGAGGGAACCAUAAAAUCUGUGCAAGAUCUUCUCCAGGCCGAGCAGCAGAAAGUCAACAGCCAGGAGGCGACAGUUAGGGCAUUGAACCAGGAAAUGGAAUCUCUGAAGGAAGCUUUAAGAAAUAGCCAGCUUGAAAAGGCUGAACAGCUUUCCAAUGGAGCACAAGUGCAGGAACUACAGAACGAGCUGAGAAACAAAGAAGAUUCAUUAAAAAACAUAGAAAUGCGAUUCAAAGAACGUGAGAAAGAUAUUGUUGAUCGAGAGAGACAAAUCCAGGAUCUGGAUAAAGAAUGUAAAGUUCUGAAAGCUCACACUGAAGAAGUACAAAAGAAACUUCAACAGAGUGAGUCUACAUCAUCGCAAGCUGAGAAUCUCCAAAGUCGGCUGGCCGAGCAAGAAGAGAAGGUUAGAAACACGGAGGCCUCACUGCUGGAGAAGGAGAAAUCUAUUAAUGACAAAUCUCAGGAACUACAGACUUUAAGAGCUGAAAACAAUGUUUUGAAGGUUCAGGCCUCUGAACUGCAACAGAAACACAAACAGCAAAUAGAACAGGUCUCAUCUGCUGUCCAUAGUGAACAACUAUUGAAGACACUUGCAGAGAAAGACCGACAUAUAACAGAGCUACAGAGUGAGCUGGAAUCACUAAAAUCUGCUGUGGAACAGCAACGAAAGAAGAAUAAUGACCUUCGGGAGAAAAACUGGAAAGCAAUGGAAGCUUUGGCAUCCACUGAAAAAAUGCUACAAGAGAGAAUGAACAAGACGGCCAAGGAACAGCAACAACUUGCCCAAACAGCUGAGACACAAGCCAGGCAGAUCCUGCAGAAACUCUUCCCCAGUGUGUCCGUAUCAGUGGGUUUGUGUCACAGUGAUUGGGUGCAGGAGUUUGAGAAAGGAGCAAGGAAUUGUUUAAAUGAAAGUGCGGGAGCUGAGAAAUUAAAGGUGAUGGAGGAGAAGCUGAAGGAAGGAGAGGAGACCCAUACGAUGUUGCAGCUUGAGUGUGAAAAGUACAAAUCUGUGCUGGCAGAAACGGAAGGAAUUCUGCAGAGGCUGCAGCGCAGUGUUGAGGAAGAGGAAGGGAAGUGGAAGUUGAAGGUUGAAGAAUCACAGCAGGAACUAGAUAAGGUAAAAUGUACAGUUUGUACCCUGGAAAAGGAACUGGAGAACUUGAGAAAGAAAGACAAGGCAACCGAAAAUUUGCAAAAGGAUAUAAAUCAUUUGGAAUCGGAGCUGGAGAAAGCGGAAAGUGAGAGAAGCACUUACGUUUCAGAAGUCAGAGAGCUCAAAGAUCUGUUGACUGAAUUGCAGAGAAAGCUUGAUGGUUCAUACUCAGAAGCCAUAAGGCAGAAUGAAGAGCUGAUUUUGCUGAAGUCUCAACUGAAUGAAACAUUACUGAAACUGGAAGGAGAACAGAGCGAGCGGCAGAAAGUAGCAAGUGAUCUGCAUGAGGCCCAGAAAUCACUGGAUCUCAUUCAGCUGGAAAUCCUCAAAGCAUCAGGAGACGCCAAUGUCAUUGAGAACAGCGACGUUUCUCCGGAAAUGGAGGAGCAAGAAAAGAAAGAAAAGCUAAUGCCAAGUCUGAGCCAGACAGUGACAAAGUUACAGCAGUGUCUUCAGGCAGUAAACCAGCAACUUACAAAGGGAAGAGAAACCUUUCAGAUAAUAGGAUAAAGUCACAGAGGGAAGAGUCCGUUGAGGACGGAGCAGGAGGCAUUGUAUUAUAUUUUGCCAAAAUAAAGCCUUAUUUAUGUUUUCACCCUUUCUACUUUGUCAGAAAACACUGAACAGAGCUACAUCUUUUUCUAACGUCUUUUUAAACUACUGAUUUAAGACAAAGGGAAACCUCUCCGCAUACAGUUUAGUUUUAUAGUAAAAAAAAGAAGAAAAAAAACCUGAUCAAAUCUGUUUGCAUAUGUAGAUCUUUACAUUCCCGGAGAAGCCGUAAAUAAAAAGAGUUCCUUUUAGCCUAUUUUAUCCAGAAGAUUCAACUAUGGCAGAGAUACAGAUGGAAGAAUUCUAUAUAUCGUUUUAUUACAGAUAUUGUACACUCUUUUACUUAAAUACACUUUGGGAAUAGAGGCCUCUGAUUUCAACCUCAAGUAAACACUCCUUUUUGGUUUGCGAAUUCAAACCCGUUUUUUGGAAUGGUGUCCGCAAAUAAAAGGAAACGUAUUCAAACACCGCCUUCUUUAUGAGAUCAGUCACUAAUGCAGAGGUUCACUUGUUUUAAAAUAAAACUCUAAAAAGCUAUGCAAACUCAAUAAAAUUAAAAAAAAUCAA